UUCUAUGGGUAAACAACCCCUCUGAAUGCUGGUUGCUGGCACAGAACGUUACCCGGAUGAGUCAAGUUCAAUGACGAAAUGGCCAAUAAGUGUCGAAGCCACAGAAAAAAUGGUAAUUGCAGGAAAAUUGGCACCUGCCAGCGGGGCGUAAAAUUGUUCACCGGUCACAUUUUUAUAAAUUAGAGAAGCUGGAGUAGAGAAGAGUCAGUUUGGAAACGCAUCUCAGUCUCUACCAACAUGUCACAAAAAUCCUGCUUAACUUUUAUGCUUUUGGCGGCAUCCCUUUUGGCGCUUGCUUCUGCCCAAUAUUAUACACAAUACAAUCCCUACUAUACGCCGAGUCCCACGUUCUCCAGUUUAAACAACUACUACUAUACGACCACGCCAUAUCCUUAUUACUACAGCACCUACACGACACCGAAUCCUUAUACCAAUACACAGAUUCGCAUUUGGCCCUAUGUUAUUGGCCAAUACCUGUAUCCCACCUACUAUAAUACCAACAACUAUAAUCCCUAUGCUUCGUGGGGUAACUCCAACUGGCGGAACUAUUAUGCCAAUAUUUAUGGAUCCAAUUGGGGCAAGAAGUAAGCCUGCAAGGAGGGCACUUGUUUGUUAUUAUUUAUUUUAUAUUUUCAAUAAAACAAUGAUAUUUAUUUAAAAUGAAACUAUGCUUUUUAAAUAGAUUAGGGUUUUGUACAGAUAUAGGUCAAGUUUGGCACUUUGUUAGUCGAAUUUAUUGUGUAAACAUAGAUUUCCUCUUAGCUCUUGAUAUUUCUCAAUAAAAACUGUGAAUGGUGAGAAAUUCCUAUUAAAAAUCUUCCUAUUAAUAACUAGACUCCUCCCUAAGGUAAGGCCCAGCCUUUCACCAAAAACCUAAAACGGAAAACGGAAAUGUAAUUGGAUCGUAUAAGAUACCUAAUUGCUAUAAAAAAAGCCACACAAGAGAUAUCUUUGUUUCUAGAAACCAAAUAAAAAUGUA
Messenger RNA from Drosophila ananassae, 979 nucleotides. RefSeq lists its product as uncharacterized. The record is from RefSeq and is a predicted model, not a curated record. The coding region runs from base 238 to 588 and encodes 116 amino acids. NCBI's taxonomy places the organism in Eukaryota, Metazoa, Arthropoda, Insecta, Diptera, Drosophilidae. The transcript is spliced from 2 exons.